Molecule: messenger RNA, 4453 nt
Organism: Cryptotermes secundus
Lineage: Eukaryota; Metazoa; Arthropoda; Insecta; Blattodea; Kalotermitidae
Product: probable protein phosphatase CG10417
Exons: 7
Coding region: 126-2219 (697 amino acids)
Biological process (GO): protein dephosphorylation
Molecular function (GO): protein serine/threonine phosphatase activity; cation binding
Source: RefSeq, a predicted model, not a curated record
AUUCGUGUACGCGUAACAUAGGCAUGGCGGAAACUAAGCGGUGUUGAUUGGGAUAGGUUAAUGUAGUUGAAUACAAUUUUCAUUAGGUUUUUUUCGCUUUAGUUUUAAUACUUCUUUUAUACAAGAUGGGCGCAUACCUUUCAGAACCAAUAACGGAGAAGGUGUCGACUGAUGAGGUGGGAAAACGUGUAAUUUGCGGUGCGAGUUCCAUGCAAGGAUGGCGAGUUACUCAAGAGGAUGCUCACAAUUGCACAUUGGAGUAUGAUGCAGGCACUUCAUUUUUUGCUGUGUAUGAUGGCCAUGGUGGCCAUGAGGUUGCCACAUAUGCUGCCCAGCAUUUGCCCCAGUACCUGAAGAAUUGUGAAGCAUACAAGCAGGGUGAUUACGCACAAGCCCUGAAAGAUGCCUUUUUGGGGUUUGAUACUACCCUCACUACCCCAGAAGUGUUGUCUCUACUCAAACAAAUAGCAAGUAAUAAAGAUGGUGGACAGAAUUCAGGAUCAGAUGAAGAGGAAGAGAAUGUUAAGAACCUCUAUGAAGAAGCACAGAUGCCACUUGAGCAAGUGAUGGCCAAGUACCAGAAUGACUUCCUUAACCCAAACAUAAAGAAAAUAAAACAAGAUGCUGGGAAACCACCUGUGUCCCCAUUCCUUCGUGGGCGUCGUUCAUGCUCAUCAGGGGCAUCAACCUCGGGAUCUGGAUCUUGUUCAAAAAGUAGCACAAGCACACAACCAGAAUCCAGGAGUGGGAACACUGAAUCUGGUCCAGAUUCUGAAGAUAACAAUGAAAGGGACACGGAAGUCAGCAGCUCAAGCAGUCGAGGACAAAGUAGCAACUCCUCAAGUACAUCCAGGCAACAUUCAGGGAACUGUGAGGCUGAUCAGGUGUCUGAUUCCAGUGCAAAUAAUGGGGAAACAAAGUCAAUGUCAGAAUCAUGUGAGGAAAUAGAAACAGCUAAACACAAAGCAGCAGUGCCAGAUAGUUCAGAAGAGGUGAAGGUACAGAGCCCAGAAAAAACAUCAGAUCAUUCUGGGGAAGGAAACACUUCUGUUAAAGUGAAUGAUGCUAGUGGUGUUAUGCAGGAAGUGAAUGGAGAAAUUGGCGAUGUGGAUGAGAAAGAUUUGGGACAGACCGCAAAAGAUUGUGAUGGGGUUACUAGCUCCUCUGCACCACAUGAGAAUGGGGAAGUGGUUAAAAGUGAGAGCAAAGGGAAAUCUCCAACCAAAGUCACUAAAGAAAGCAAGAAGCAUGUCUCACCUCGUCGCCAUUCUGCAACGGAACUUUAUCGCACGCUACUUAGGGAUCAGGAUCAGAGUGACAGUGAUUCAGACGAUGAGGGAGACGUGUCAUUUCAAGGGGUUGAUAACAGUAGUGAUGAGGAUGCUGAUGAUGACGAAGAGGAAGAUGAUGAUGACGAUGAUGACUAUGAAGAGGAAGAAGGGGGUGUGGAAGAUAGAGAUAAUGAAAAUGAAGAUGUGGAUGAUGAUGAGGAUGAUAGCAUGUUGGAUGAUGAUGAAGAUGAAGAUGAAGAUGAUUUUGCCAUGAAGAUGAUAGAAGAGCCUGGAUCAGACAGUGGAUGUACUGCAGUAGUGGCACUUCUCAGGGAUCGGGAGUUGUAUGUUGCAAACGCUGGGGACUCGAGAUGUGUAGUAUGCCGCAGAGGUCAAGCAAUUGAGAUGAGUCUUGACCACAAGCCUGAGGAUGAGACUGAAAUGGAAAGGAUAGUGAAGGCUGGGGGCAAGGUGACUGCAGACGGCAGAGUGAACGGUGGGCUCAAUCUGUCCAGAGCUCUUGGUGACCAUGCAUACAAACGAUCCGAAGGUUUGUCUGCCCAGGAACAGAUGAUAACGGCAUUGCCUGAUGUCAGGACACUCAUGAUUGAUCCUGCAGAAGAUCAGUUUAUGGUCCUUGCAUGUGAUGGAAUUUGGAAUUUCAUGUCCAGUCAAGAGGUUGUAGACUUUGUACGUCAACGCAUACAAGACGGACAAACAAAAUUGUCCAAAAUAUGUGAAGAGCUCUUUGAACAUUGCCUGGCGCCAAAUACGCUCGGCGAUGGAACUGGAUGUGACAACAUGACUGCAGUCAUUGUGCAGUUUCGACCAGAGCUCGUGAACCAGAACGAGAGGAAGUCAGUAAAGCGUUUGGCAUCUCCAGUGAUGGAAACCAGCAUUGAUACAACCAAACGUCCCAAAGCAGAAGAAGCAUCAACUUGCAUGUGAUUCAGCAGUUUACUUUUAAGUGCAUUAUUCGUGUGGGAGGAAAUUACAACAGUUUGCAGGUUUAAGGUAUUAUAUUAAUGGUAAAAGUUGGACCACCAUCAGAAGGUGAAUGCUUUAUGUAUCCAAGAAAACCAGCGUUGCACCUAGUAAUUUAUGUGCCCACAGCAGAGAGUCACCAAAGCACAUCCUGAGUGUAUGCAGGUCCAAGAAUAUUCCCCUCAUCCAGAGUGCAGUACUGCAUGGGUACCAUUAGACCCACAGCAACCAUAAGAAAAGUACCACACAUGCAAGACAUUAGUGGUUGCUUCCGUUGUAUUUGAAGAUGGAUGCAAGCCACUUCAGCUGUAAAGACAGUGUUGCACUUUUAAUGCUGAACCCCAUCUUGUGGUUGGUGGGCAGUAGACAAAUGAUACACAAGAUUUUCAACACAGUUUAUUUAAAAAGUUUGCAGUUUUAGUAAAUUGUCACUUAUUACAUGCAGUUUAUUUUCAAAGAAAAUGUUUCAUUUUUGUAUUCUGUUACUUUUCUCUUUUUUUCUUAAAAUAAUUUCAGUUCUUUCUUCAAGUGCCAAUAUUUUGACUAUUUUCAUAUGUCAUGUUUAUUGUAUGUAUAAUGUCCAGCAUUUAAAAUAUAAAUAUUUUUCUGAAAAGAAACUAGCACAGAGGAAUCGUUAGAAUUUUCUGAAUUGAGACUUAAGUUUUUUAUACAUGGUAUUCUGUAACUUUUUUUUUUCUAAUGUAUUAAAGUAAAUACCUGUAAUUCAAAAUUCCAUAAAAUACAAUCAUUGAGCACUGUACAGAACUUCAUCUUGUACGAAAACACAUAUUAUGUUCCAUUUUUAAUGAUAUAAAAUUACAUGACAUGGCUAAAGUGAACACAUGGUAGCAAAAGAAUGUGAAAGUACCAAGUUAAAAUGUGAGGGUGAGUUUGAAUGAUCUCUGAAGCUUUGGGUCCUGGCCCAAUUCACAUAAAUGUAUGGUCAGAAUAUAACCAGACUUAUGCUCUGUACUGACAGCAGGUUCAGAGACCAUCUAACAUACAUUUUAAUUUUGUGUUGCAAGGUUCCCACAAGUUUUUAAGCUCUAUUUAAUCAGAAAACAUAACCUGUAUCUGAUAUUUACAUAUUAGGCAUUAGUUAAAAGUAACAAACAUAAUUGCAUUUGAGAACAAAAUUCAGUUCUGGAUUCUGAAAGUUCAUUGUUAUAUAAGCAGUGUACCCCCGGUCCCCAAUUAGCACACUGACUUGUCUUGUGGAAAAUUUGUGUCCAUUAACAUGAUUUCACCUUACACAUUAUUUUUCAAGAGUGCAUCAGCUGUGUUAGUUGGGGACUGAAUAUUAUUGCAUUACAAAGGUCAGUUGCAUCACAGAAAUUUUAUACACAAUAUAUAUUGGCUACCAAACUGUUUGGAUUAUAUUGUUACAAUUAUCUGCUGUUCUUGAUGAGUUCUGUCUUCUGGGAUAUAAUGCUAUAUAUUCCACUAAAAGUCAUCCCACAUUUUGGAGGAAUGUCACAUUCAUCUUCAAGGUUGAAGAGUAAGCCAAACAAAAAAUCAUGAAGCAGGCAGCAUUUCAACUCUGAAGAUGUAGGUGGCAUGUUGUUUGGAAACAUCUGUUAACUUUUAACAGACUGCAUGGUGUUACAUCCCAGAAGACAUAAAUCUUCAUAACCACUGCCAUGAGAACCUCAAAUCCUACAUCAUUUUUCUUUUUGCCAAACAUUUCUCCAAAAUAGGAAUGCAUUUUAACAGUCAUGGAAAAAAUUUGCUCAUAAGGUGUUAGAAUACUUGCCUUACACAUAUGGUAAAUAAACAUAGAACCACUGACUGUUUUCUACAUUCCAGCUUCUUGUCAGUCAUAAUUUAUGCAGUCUGUAGCAAAAUGUACGCACUGGAAUAUUAGUGCAGUCAUGUGAAUGUGUAAGGUCACAACAGCCUUGAUUGCCUAUACUGUGAAGUGAGGAUGAAGGAAAGUGCUUCUGUUAUAAUUUUGCAUUUUCUAAACUUUAUAGUGGCUCCUGUAAAAGAAACUGCAUACUGACAUAGUAGCAGAACCCAUAGUUAAUUAGUUAUUAAAAUAUAGUACAGCAAUACCUCGCAUAGUCCGGGUAAUUGGUUCCGCCAAUAACCUGGACUGUUUGAAACUGGACUAAUCAAGAAACUAAACACAUACAUAAAAUGAUAACUGGUUUCAAAAAAAAAAUCCCCAUUUUUCAGUAAAUAAAAUGUGAUUAAUA